Paramacrobiotus metropolitanus is the source of this 1342-nucleotide messenger RNA. RefSeq lists its product as uncharacterized. Bases 165 to 926 code for a protein of 253 amino acids. NCBI's taxonomy places the organism in Eukaryota, Metazoa, Tardigrada, Eutardigrada, Parachela, Macrobiotidae. The record is from RefSeq and is a predicted model, not a curated record. The transcript is spliced from 3 exons.
UUAAUUUUUCACUGUGAGCCGAUCGAUACGCGGCCGUUUCUCCACGAACAGCGACUAUGCAGGUGCAGGUUUCCAGCUAACCACUUUUUCCCUGACGCAGACUGCACAUUCCCGAGAAUCUCCGCUCAUUAUCGUUAAAUCAACCUGUUUUUCCUGUUCGUUAAAUGUAUCCGACCAUGGACCAUGGAUACUAUCCGUUACACCAGAUUUCCCGGCUGUACGGGAUCUCCAUUGCGGAAGCUGUGUUUGGUGUGCUGUCGAUCGUGCCCAGCCUGUACAAUCUCUUCCGGGUGACCUCGGAUGACGCCGGCACGGUGCUGACCCAGCUGGUGUGCGCCUGCCUCCUGUUGGCCACCGGCGUCUACGGCAUCCGCACCAUCCACCACACCCGCCGCCGCAUCCUCAACCUCACCGCCUUCCGCGUCCUGGGCGGCCUCAACACCUUCCUCUGCGUCCUGUACUCCCUGUGUCUGGGGCUCCUCCUGCUGGCCGCCAUCAUGGCCGCCUUCCUCCCGGCCCUGGUCAGCCAGAUGCUGGCCGCCAGCAUCCAUCUGACUCUCACCAGCGACGAUACCGCCACGCCCUCUCCUCACCUCCACAACCAGGUCCACACCGCCGUCGCCCUGGUGACCACGGCGCUGAUCGUCAUCCUGGUGCUGGCCAUCGUGGUGGUCAGCGGCUUCGUGGCCAUGACGGCCAUCGGGGCGCGCAUCGCCUGGCGCAACGCGGAGAUGAUCCGACAGGGCCAGAUGGCGGUGGCGGCGGGCGGCGUGGUGGGGAUGGUGCCGCCGCCCGUGGUGACGGGCUCGCAGUACGGCAUGGCGCCGGGCUACAGCAGUGUCCCGGUGGAUCCCCCGCCCAGCUACACCACCGUAGCUGCUAGUUACCCCGCCUUCGGGGUGGUGGCCAAGCAGGAUCUGGCCUGAUGACGGGAUCUUUUCUAACCGCUUUUUCUCGGAUUUUGUUCCUCAAGACAUCAGAACGUCUUUGCAGCGCGCGCUUUCACCAGGAAAAAUUAAAUUAAAAAAUAUAGAUGGCUUGAUGUUUUUCUUGUUUUUUUUUCUUUGGUUCGAUCUAGUCAAAAAAUACGGUACUACCGUGCGUAUACGGUUUAUACAAGCUUUUUAGAGUAUUAGCAAUUUAGCACAGCUCGUGUUCUUUCAGAAUGUGUUCAAGGAAUUUACUUUUUACAGCGAUAUUUUAGUUAUCUAAUAGAGGAAUUUAUACGUGUCUGUAUUAGCUGAAUCUCCCUGUGCUCUGCUUGAUAAUUAACUUUAUUAUCUUAUUGAUUUAAUUAUUUAAUAAAUACAUAAACUGAAUAAUUCCUGUCGAAAUAAACGAC